UUCUUCUGACACCUCCUUCCUUCUCCAGCAGCCGGGCAACCAAACCCUCCUCGUAGCAGAUUCCCAUCUUCCCGAACACCUGGCGCCCCAGUUCCCGGCCCGAGGCCACGCCUCCCCGUGGCCACGCCCCCGAUGACGCGGGGCGCCUUGUGCGUGGGGAUUCCCGCGGCCGUGGCCACUACCCGGCCUGCCCCGCGGCAAGAUGGCGGCCUGAAGACUUAGAUGAGCCUUUCCAUAGUCCUAUAGCAGCAUCUGCCCCAAUUUCAGCUGAAGACUCAGGGGCCCCAGAGACUGGAAGAAAUCACAGAGCCUGCUUGGAAAGAAGAAGAGGUAGCAACUUGCCCCAGCCCAACCCCAGAGCGGAGAGCCUUGUUACCUGGGGUCAGCAAGCUGGACUCGCUGGUUGGCAGGGGGAGUGCUGCACUUCCACCUUGCUUGAUUUCUGGAUGGGAGACAGCCCCUGAAGGUCCAGUGCUCCGGAUUUGGGCUGCUCACAAACCAAGCUGUCUGUUUAUAUGGAGUGCCUGGAGGGCGUCUACCAUGAGUCUGUCACUAACCAGGAGAGCUGGCUGAUUGGGGAGAAGACACUAACCCUGAGCUGUUGGCUAGAGGAAGUUGAAGGGGCUGUGGGAUGCGGAGAGCCCAGGGCUAACUCCAGGACAGCAGAACAGAGAGAGCUGCCGACCAAUAGACGCAGGUCAAGGAGCCCUCACCUCCCAGAAUGACCAGUGCGGCUCCUGCUAAGAAACCCUACCGUAAGGCACCACCCGAGCAUCGGGAGUUGCGGCUGGAAGUUCCUGGAUUGCGGCUUGAGCAGGAGGGGCCCCUGACUGAUGCGGAGAGGAUGAAGCUGUUGCAGCAGGAGAAUGAGGAGCUUCGCCGGCGCCUGGCCUCAGCCACCAGGCGCACUGAGGCCCUGGAGCGUGAGCUGGAAAUCGGGCAGGACUGCCUGGAGCUGGAGCUGGGCCAGAGCCGCGAGGAACUGGACAAGUAUAAGGACAAGUUCCGCAGGCUGCAGAACAGCUACACGGCUUCCCAGAGGACCAACCAGGAGCUGGAGGACAAGCUGCACACGCUGAUCAAGAAGGCUGAGAUGGAUAGGAAGACACUGGAUUGGGAGAUCGUGGAGCUGACCAACAAGCUGCUGGAUGCCAAGAACACCAUCAACAAGCUGGAGGAGCUCAAUGAGCGGUACCGGCUGGAUUGCAACCUGGCUGUGCAGCUCCUCAAGUGCAACAAGUCUCACUUCCGUAACCACAAAUUCGCCGAUCUGCCCUGUGAGCUACAGGACAUGGUUCGGAAACAUCUGCACAGUGGUCAAGAGGCUGCCAGCCUGGAACCUGCCCCCAGCCUGGCACCAGGGGCUGUGGUACCCACCUCGAUCAUUGCCCGGGUGUUGGAGAAGCCAGAGUCGCUAUUGCUCAAUUCAGCCCAGUCAGGCAGUGCUGGGCACCCCUUGGCUGAGGAUGUCUUUGUGCAUGUGGACAUGAGUGGGGGUGCCCCGGGUGACCCAGCCAGUCCCCCAGCCCCUGGCAGCCCCACCCCCCAACCCAAUGGGGAGUGCCACUCUCUGGGCACUGCUGGGGGCUCCCCAGAAGAGGAGCUGCCUCUGCCAGCCUUUGAGAAGCUGAGCCCCUACCCCACCCCAUGUCCACCACACCCGCUGUAUCCUGGCCGCAAGGUAAUAGAGUUCUCUGAGGAUAAGGUGCGAAUUCCCCGCAACAGCCCCCUGCCCAACUGCACUUACGCUACGCGCCAGGCCAUUUCCUUGAGCCUGGUGGAGGAGGGGAGUGAGCGGGCCCGCCCCAGCCCAGUGCCCAGCAGCCCUGCCUCAGCCCGGGCCUCACCCCACCACCAGCCCAGACCCACCCCCUCAACCCACAGUGCCCCAGCCAGCUCUGCCAGCUCUGAGGAGGACCUGCUGGCCAGCUGGCAGCGGGCAUUUGUGGACCGUGCUCCACCCCCGGCCGCUCUCACCCAACGCACUGCCUUUGGACGUGAUGCACUCCCUGAGCUGCAGCGCCAUUUUGCUCUUAGCCCUGCUGACAGAGAUGAGGAGGUUCAGGCACCUUCUCCCCCACCCAGUGAGAGUAGGCUUUUGCUGCCUCCAGAACCUGACUCUGGCCUUCCCAGAGAGGAAGAGGAAGAACAGCUGAACCUGCCAGUCAGCCCCGAGGAAGAGCGCCAGAGCCUGCUGCCCAGUGGUAGUGGCACAGAGGAGGGGCCAGGCACUUCCCACACUGAGGUUAGGACCUGGGCACUCCCUAGCUCCAGCCGCCCCCAGCGCAGCCCCAAGAGGAUGGGGGUGCACCACCUGCACCGUAAGGACAGCCUGACCCAGGCCCAGGAGCAGGGCAACCUGCUCAACUAGGGCCCUUGCUUGCCUUCCUGCCACUGCUGCACUGGGACUGCAAGGAGGCUCAUACCCUUGCAGCUCAGGGUCCCCGCCCAGCCGAGCCCUUGGACUUCCCUCCCUCCAGGCCUGCACAGCUCUGCUCCCUGUGCGGGUAGGGUCAGGUGGUAGCCACACCAGGCCUUUCAGCUGCGUUGACUGUGAAUGGCACCGGCUUGCCUCAUGGUUUUUCCCCUUCUUCUUGGAAUAUUUAUUCUCCAAAGGUAACAUGCAGCUGGGGCUCAAGACCUUUCUUCCAAUCAGCCCAGCCCAGGUUGGGCUGUUCUGGGGAGCUGAGGGGUUUAUUCCAUCAGUGUUCAUCCUCCAUCCCCCUUUCAUAUCCAUGAGUUUUGUUUGGUUAUUUUUUUGGGGGGUGGGGGGUGUUGUUGGGAUUAUUAACCUCUAAUUUCUAUUUUCCACCUGUUUCUCUCUCCCCCCAAACCCCCUGCAGGGGUGUUGCCUCCAAGAGGCCUGGAUGAGGGAGAGGGCUGACUCAGGGCUCUGUUUCCUUCCUCCCUCUGGAAGGGAGUAGAGGGUGGGAUUCAGGGGCUUCAAGCUGAGCUCUAUGUGAGGCCUGGCCCCCUCCCCACCUUGGCUCUAGACUGUUACUCCCAGCUUUGGGAAAUUUUCACAUCGAUGACUAUUUUAAAAUUAAUUAAAACUAUUUUACUGGUA
This is a messenger RNA of Equus quagga, 3067 nucleotides long. It is a transcript of the gene TJAP1, whose product is annotated as tight junction associated protein 1. The coding region runs from base 722 to 2371 and encodes 549 amino acids. The record is from RefSeq and is a predicted model, not a curated record. Gene Ontology annotation, cellular component: trans-Golgi network. Lineage: Eukaryota; Metazoa; Chordata; Mammalia; Perissodactyla; Equidae. Gene Ontology annotation, biological process: Golgi organization. The transcript has 12 exons.